Molecule: messenger RNA, 5781 nt
Organism: Salarias fasciatus (jewelled blenny)
Lineage: Eukaryota; Metazoa; Chordata; Actinopteri; Blenniiformes; Blenniidae
Gene: slmapa
Product: sarcolemma associated protein a
Exons: 26
Coding region: 1486-4176 (896 amino acids)
Biological process (GO): protein localization to plasma membrane; regulation of voltage-gated sodium channel activity; regulation of membrane depolarization during cardiac muscle cell action potential
Molecular function (GO): protein binding
Source: RefSeq, a predicted model, not a curated record
GUUACAGUAUGGCGGCUCGGACUUGCGGAGGAGGACAACUUCUUCCAGAUUCCUCCCAGAAAACUGCAGCAAGGCGAGGGCUGUGAGUGUAACCAGCCGCGGCGACACGAGCCGGACUGCGGCACCUCGUGUUUGUCUUUUUUGCUUUUUUUUUUGUUCUUCCCAGGGAUAUAUCGGCGCCGGUGCGAUGCGUGAGGAGGACCCGCAGCCCCAGAAACUCCCCUGAUUUUUCCGCGUCUGUCUCUGUGACUGUCACUGAGUUAGCCGGCUAGCUUCUCGCUUAGCUCCCCUUCAUGCUAAUGACGGCCGCCUGCACGGGGGUUCCUGGUAGCCGAGAGACGCACUAGCUCCCCACUUAUAAUCGCUCCGGGAGACCGGGAUGGCAUGUGGCGUCCAGUCGGUGAGCGAGCUGGUUGAGAAAGGCGAGGAGAAAACAUUUGAGGACCUGGAGGAUAACUUUAUCAGCACUCAUUAGCCUAGCCUAGCUUAGCCUAGCCCUAGCCUUCUUGGUCCAACGCCAGGAAGGUCCGCGAGCUAGCCAAUUAGCAUUUUUAGUUGCACAAGACGACCCGAUAAUCCCCCACUUCAUCCCGGCUGGGUGUUUGGAAGCGUCUCUGCGCUCUGAUUCAGCAUCGAGAGCGGGCGCUGGAACGUUUUAGCCGGCGUUCAUGUUGGGAAGUGCGGGGUGUCGUGAGCAGGUCCUGGUGGUGCUCUCCGGAGGGAGUGGUGGCGGCAGGUAUCUCUAGCCGAGCUUCCCUGUAUCAGGGCAACAAGGUCACUUCGAUUAUCAUUCACAGAUCGCACAUGACACUUGACGCGGACCGUUAACGGGCGCGGACCGGGCGGAGGGGCUGCACGUUGGGGUGUGAACCUGCAGGACAGCGCGCGGCUCGAUGAUCGCUUCAAACUCUUCGCACACAUUUUCCUGGAUUCACCAGUGGGCACAUUUAUAAGUGUGAUCUGCUGCUGCUGCGGUCCUGGGAGGCCUGUGAAGACCCGGACCAGGGAGCCCGCGGGUUCCCCCCUCGCCUGCCACGGUGCUGGGACACUUUGAUGGACGUGUGGGGCUGUUUGCCAGACUGUCAGAGCUAUACUCAGUCAUGCAUGUCUUGACACAUGGCUCCUUGGUCUCCACAUAGCGCCUGCCUGCUGUCAGAUAUAGGUGUCGUUAUGUAGCUUUGGUGGACAGUCAGUGAAGGGAAUGUCUAGUCUUUUUUAUACCUGUUGGUUUGUUUUUUUAUUUACACUUUUUCCAAACACAAGAGAGUGUUGCUGUAUGUGAGUGGGACAGCGGUACAGCCCGGCCCGUGUACAGUGGACAAUGUUUAUUAGCUAGUGCCUAGAGAAUUAGAGGACUCCUGACUACUGCUGAGGCCACUUGUAUUGUAGAUUAUUCAUUGGGGAUUGUGACAGAAACCUGCCACUCUGGAUCAAGAAAACUUGUCCCUCGUGUCUGGUUGGAGUAACACUCUCAAGCCAAAAUCAAUGCCUUCAGCGCUGGCCGUGUUCGCCUGCCGACCAAACUCGCACCCAUUCCAGGAGCGGCAUGUAUACCUGGAUGAGCCAGUCAAGAUCGGCAGGUCGGUGGCUCGGUGCCGCCCGGCGCAGAACAAUGCCACCUUCGACUGCAAGGUGCUGUCCAGGAAUCAUGCCCUCGUUUGGUUCGACCACAAGACUGGCAAGUUCUACCUGCAGGAUACGAAAAGCAGCAACGGGACGUUCAUCAACAGCCAGAGGUUGAGCCGUGGCUCCGAGGAGAGUCCGCCCUGUGAGGUCCUGUCCGGGGACAUCAUUCAGUUCGGCGUCGACGUCACGGAGAACACACGCAAAGUGACCCAUGGCUGCAUCGUGUCAACAAUCAAACUCUUCCUACCUGAUGGGAUGGAGGCACGCCGACGAAGCGAUGUCAUCCAGGCUCCGUUACCGCUACCUGUAGACAAGGUUGCAGCCAACACUCCCAGUAUGUAUUCUCAGGAACUGUUCCAGCUCUCCCAGUAUCUACAGGAGGCCUUACACAGAGAGCAGAUGCUGGAGCAGAAGUUAGCCACUCUGCAGCGUCUGUUAGCCACCACUCAGGAGGCCUCAGAGAGCAGCUGGCAGGCUCUGAUCGACGAGGACCGCCUGCUCUCCAGACUGGAGGUGAUGGGCAGCCAGCUGCAGGCUUAUUCCAAGUCUCAGACGGAGGAAGGGAUCCGGAAGGAGCUGCUGGCUCUCCAGGAGGACAAACACAACUACGAGACCACGGCCAAGGAGUCCCUGAGGAGAGUCCUGCAGGAGAAGAUCGAGGUGGUCCGGAAGCUGUCUGAGGUGGAGCGCUCGCUCAGCAACACGGAGGACGAGUGCACCCACCUGAAGGAGAUGUCGGAGAGGAGCCAGGAGGAGCUGAGGGAGCUCGCCAACAAGUACAACGCCGCCGUCAACGAGAUCAAGGAGCUCACCGACAAAAUCAAGGCGGCGGAGGGCCGGCAGGAGGAGCUGACUCAGCGCGGGGCGACGGAGAAGAGGGAGCUGGAGCUGCGGAUCGAGGAGAUGGAGGAGAAGGAGCAGGUUCUCCAGGCUCGCAUCGAGGCCCUGCAGGCCGACAACGACUUCACCAACGAGAGGCUGGCUGCACUGCAGGUGCGGUUAGAACAGCUGCAGGAGAAAAGUGUUAAAGAAAACAACAGUCUGGAUGAGGCCUUUGUCCCCCGCGGACCCGUAGAGGAGCCCGUCCAGGACAAACAGAGUCUGCUGACACCUGAGGGCCAGGAGGAAGACGAGGAUGAGGAGGAUACAGACACCGAUGAUGGUGCAGUUGGUGAAGACCAAGACUUUGAUGACAACUGUCACGUUAACAACAGCGGAGGAGACUCGACUAGAAUCCAACAGUUAAUUGAGUGUCCGCCCGUCAAGCAGCUGAAGGAAACGGUGAGCUCCUCAAUCCACAAACUGGCCAACUUCGACGAAGUGAUGGACGCUCACUUACAGAACAACCAGACGGGAGAAGACGACAUCCUGGCCAGUCCUGACAGACUUAAAGGGAACCAGAUGGACGCCAAAGAGUCGGACAUGUCGGACACUCUGAGUCCCAGUAAAGACCGAAGCAGCGACGACACGUCCGAUGGAAACAUGGACGAUCAGGAGCUGAAUGAACCGCAGAACAGAGUCGCUCUGCUCAAAGCCGAGCUCCACCGGGCCGGUCUGGAGCCUGGAGACACGGAGCAGGUCAUCCACCAUCUCCACAGGGAGCUGCUGGAGGCCCAGGAGCUAGCCAACACCGGCAAGCAGAAGUGUCUGGAGCUGCAAGCUCUGCUGGAGGAGGAGAGGAAGAACAACUCGCAGCUGAGCGAGGAGUCGACCAAACAGAUCCAGUACCUGCAGACUCAGCUCGGGAAGCUGCAGGCCGACAUGGAGGCGCUGAGGGAGCAGCGGGAGAGCACCAUCUGCAGCACCAGAGAGGAGCUGUACUCCGCCCAGGAGGAGAUCCUCAUGCUGCGACACGCCAUGGAGGCGGCCACGGCGGAGCGGGAGCGCGAGAUCGCCGCCCUGCAGGCGGACCUGGGCGGCGUCCGCUCGGAGCUGGAGCACUGGAGGAGCACGGCCGCCAAGUACGAGGCGGAGAUCGGCCGGCUGCAGGAGGCCUUCGCGCAGCAGCAGCAGCAGCACAGCGCCGCCGGACAGCUGCAGGCAGAGUGUGUGACGUUGCAGGAGCGGUGUGUGUGUUUGCAGCAGGACUGUGACAGUCUGAGAGCCGAACGGAAAACUCUGACAGACAAACUGCACCGCCUGGAGGCCGAACUGAGCAGCACCAGGGAGCAGAGCCUGGUCCUCAGCAGCAGUCUGGAGUCUCUGGAGAAGAGGGAGGAGGUUUUGCAGGACAAACUCGGCUCUCUGGAGAAUCAACACCUGCAGGACGCCAGCAGGCUGAAGAGCCAGCUGGACCAGGCCCAGGCCCGCACACACACACUGCAGAGAGAGUAUGAGGACACACAGUGCCAGCUGUCGGACCUCCGUCAGCGCUAUGAGAGGACGGAGCAGGAGAAGCUGAACAUCCACCAGGAGCUGGAGCAGUGCAGGAGCAGCCUGAAGCUUCUGCAGGACAAAAGCAGCUCGCCAUCCAUAUUGCAGCCUGUCCAAGCCAUAUUCAUGGGCCUUGUCCUGGCUCUGCUCUACUGGUGUUUCGGCCAGUUGUGGUAGAAAGGGCGGUUGGGGCCCCUGGGUGCCGGUCAUCGCCGUGAUGGUCGCCGUGACGGCCGCCGUCCUCUACCCGAACCUCUCCAAGAGCAGCUCCACCUGAGGACGGACACACACACAUACACACACACACACCCCCAACACACACACACACACACACAGCGCUGUGAGGAGAGCAUCACUGCUUUACUUGUAUAAAGUGUAAUUGUACAUAAUUGUAGAGGGAUUAUAAAGGUUGUGGUUUCUACUCAGAAGCUUCUGGCUUUAUUUUGAUUCUUUUGUUUGUUUGCGUUGGCGGCUCUCGGCUGCGGUGGGGCUCAUGUCGGUUUUAUUUUGUCUCUCUGCUGAUUUCUGGGUAACAAAAACGCUCUCCUCUGGAGCCGAGCCCUCUAUCUCUCUCUCGCACACACACACACACACACACACACUCACACACACACACUCACACACAGAGGUGACAUUCUCCAGCAGCCUCGAAUCAAACGCCAAACAGACUUUUCCACAACAGAGAGCAACGAGAUAGAAAACCUUGCGGUGCGUUCGGGGCUGCUGGGAAACGCCGGCGACGAGGUGGUUCAGAGGCUCGGCUUGGGGUUUUUUUUUUUUUUUCCUUUCUUUUGUUUUCGGGUUUGAGGGUUAAAACUUGAAGCCAAAUUAUCAAAAUGAAAAACGAUUAAUUUUUAUGUUCUGGAGUUUUCGCACAGAAAAACGGGGUCAAAGUGCCUCUGAUGGAACUAACAGACACCACAGUUUGUGUAGGUGUGCACACACACUUUACCUGAGAGACACACACGCACACACACACAGGGUUUUUGAUGUGAUCGGAGGCCUGGAGGUGUUACACUUCCUUUAGCAUGUAGCCAACGUAGCAGUCCUUUAAAAUCUGGGGGAAAAUGAGUUUAUUUCAUGAUUUCAUCUCCGUGGGGUCAAACACUGUUUAACCACCUUUCAAGUGUUUGAUGAUAAAAAUGGUGGAACGCCUUCAUUUAAACACGUCAUGGCAUUGUGUUUUAUUCGCAAGGUUAAAGAGAAACUCAAACCUGGAAACCUUCAAAUAUCCAACGCUAAAAAUUUCUGUGAGUCUAAAAAUCUCAAAAGCUUCUUGAGCGUUUUUGUCCCUCCGAGCCUCCGUUCAGACGGGAAGCCACGACGAUGCUUCGCCAGGUUUUCAGUCUGGAAACAGGAAGUAUGUUCCCGUGAGCCUGACGUGAAGACGUGCAGAGUUUUAGCCUUCUGAGCUGGAAUUUGUUCCACGUGUCAAAUGACUCACUGCACCCCCUGGUGGCACAGAGUGGUUUUACACCACAGGACCAGCGAGCUCAUUAGCAUUUAGAUUUCUCUAACUUUCAGAUAAAAAUCCAGCUGAAAAUACUGAACUUUUCACUGUAUUAUGAAAAAAAUUGAAGUAGAAAAUUCACCAAGAGUAAAAUAAUUCUUAUCCAUAGAUGUUUGUAAUCCUCCAGGCCUCCGUACAGAUGGUGUGUGAACUUAUUUAAGUGGUGUGUGUAUGUGUGUGUUUCCAGUCUGACUCUUUGUCAUCGUUUGUGUACUCUGUCUUGUCUCCGUGUUUAAAGAGUAAAAAUUUAAAAAAAAAGUGUAAAAAGAAGU